Messenger RNA from Trichoplax adhaerens, 8037 nucleotides. RefSeq lists its product as uncharacterized. Gene Ontology annotation, cellular component: plasma membrane; cytoplasm. The record is from RefSeq and is a predicted model, not a curated record. The transcript is spliced from 45 exons. Gene Ontology annotation, biological process: protein phosphorylation; axon guidance. Lineage: Eukaryota; Metazoa; Placozoa; Uniplacotomia; Trichoplacea; Trichoplacidae. Bases 1 to 8037 code for a protein of 2678 amino acids. Gene Ontology annotation, molecular function: ATP binding; protein binding; guanyl-nucleotide exchange factor activity.
AUGGCUGCAGGAUCGCUUGUUGCUGUCAAUACACUAUCGGACGAUGAUAUCUCAAAAAGUUUAAUGGAAUUAGGUACUGAUGAAGACAACAGUUUAAAGGCUAACGAUGUCUUAAAAAUAUUAAAAGAAAAGAUUGCUUUCUUGUCAGGUGGUCGAGAUAGAAGUGGCAGAGCUAUCAUCACUUUUCUAGCUAGGGUAACAUUUGUUGACAUCGAAAGUGAACGUCUAAUAAAGCUAAUAAACUAUCUUGCAAGCAUUCCGUGUCAAGAAGUAAAAGUCAAAGGCCUGACUGUCAUUGUUGAUGGAAGAUCUGUCGAUUGGAGAGGCUUAAAGCCGCUACUGAAUAUACUGGAAGAAGCUUUCUUAGAUACUAUCGCUAAAGUAUUUGUUAUAAAAUCCGAUUCCUUUUGGAAACGUGGCAAAGCAAUGAUUACACAAAUGAAGACCGAAUUAAAUAUGCAGGUGGUUUCUAUAUCCAAUUUAGUCAAGCAAAUUGAUAUUACUGACUUAACGGAAGAAUUGCAAGGAAUAUUACCAUACUGUCACGAAGAAUGGAUAGAAUUGCGCCUAAUGUUGGAAGAAUUUUCAAGAAAAUCAUUAGGUGUUAUUCAUCAAAUGGAUAAAAUAUCCGAUUCCGUCGGCAACCUUAAUUUACCAAAAGAACUAGAGGCAAUUAAAGAAAGGAAAAAAGAUCAUCUGAAAAUAAAGCAACUAAUGCACAAUCUUCCCAUUAAUGAAUUUGAAGAAAACGGACAAACUAUUCUAGAUUUGAUUCAAGGAGAACGACCUAUUCGAACUUCCUUAGAAGACUUUACUGCCAGUGCAAGCCGAAUCCAAACACUAAUAAAUAUUAUGCAUACAAAACGUCAACAAUUGCGUGACCAAUGGCAAAAACAAAAAUUAAACCUGGAUCAACAUUACCAGUUAUGCCUUUUUGUCAAAGAAAGUGGAAAAGUCAGGGAAUGGAUUAAACGCAAUAGAGAUAAUUUCUUGAUGAAACUCACUGACAUUGGAACUAGCAUCGAAUCUGCUAAGAGGCAUAAAGAAGAUUAUCAUAGAUUUCAAGAGAGUGCAAUGAACGUAUAUGUAAACGUUAGUAAACUAUUGCAACAAGGUAACAAAUUAUUUCCCAACAUGCAAUAUGCCAAAGAAGAUCUUCUGGAGGAAUGUGAAACACUUGACAGAGAAUGGAAACAUUUCGCUGCCAGUCUGGAAGAAAGGGGAGCCUUGGUACGCGAAUCGCUUCUAUUUCACAAAGAGUACGAAAAUUUCAUCAGAUUAGUGGACAAACUUAAAAGAGCUUGUCAUCAUGAUAGAGAAAGAAUACCUCAAGGUUUAUCAACCUUACAAGAUUUGCAAUUAAAGCAUAAUACCAUUCAAGAAGAAUUUAAAGAAGCUUAUAAUAAAAUUAAAAGGAUUGGUAAAGACCUUUCUCAACUGCUUCAUACACCUAGUACUAUCGUCAUUAACAGUAAUAUGUGGACCGCAGCUAGUCCUACUUACAAUGAAGCAGCAAAUCAUGUUUUGAGUCUGUUGCACACUGUCGAGAUAGAAAAAGAAGAAUUCGAACGAAAAUGGUCCUCAGUCGUCAAAAAACUUGAUCAAAAAUAUCAGCUAUGUAUAAUCGAUGAAGAUUCCGAUCGGGUUAUUGAGUGGAUUGAACUGCAUGGGGAAAUGUAUUUAAUAAAAAAUUUUCGUAUAGCAAAAUCUCUAAGCAAAGCAGACAUGCUUUUACGAAAACAUGAAGAAUUCGAGAAGAUGUGUGAGACUAUGUACAAUAAUGCAGAGAAAUUAUUAAAGACUUGCGAACACCUUACUGAAACAGCAGAAUGCGACAAGCGUGCCGUACAAAAUUUAAGAAAAAGGCUAUUCGAUACUGUGGAAAAUUUUCGUAAAUGUGUAUGCAAGCGUAGAGAAAUGAUAGAAUUAUCUAUUGUUUUUCAUAGCCAUACUAAAGAGUUUACGAAAUGGUUAAAUGGUGUUAAAAUGAAGUUGUGUCAGGAUGCAUUUGCCUCCUCACUAGCGGAAGCUAAAGAGAUGCUGGAAGGAUGCCAAGUUAGGCAAAAGGCAGCACUUAAUGCUCAACGAUUAACAAAAGGAGACUGUGACAAUCUUAUUAGGAGCUUAAAAGACCAUUACGAAAGUUUUGCUGCUCUAAAGAAUAAAAAUAAGCCAUCCGAAGAACUGCUCAAUGAAGCAGUUGAUCUUGUGGAAGAAGUAAUUGCUGGCUUAUCAGAGAAAAGACGCGCAGUAGACGGUUUGUGGGCAAUGCGUCUAAGCAAGCUGGAACUAUGUCUUGACUUUUUUGAGCUUAAAGAAAACAUUGAUAAGUUUAUGCAAGAUUGCGAUCAACAACGAAGCGAAAUAUUAGAUGCAACCUAUCCCGAUAGUAGCCAACAAAUGGAAAUGCUUAUAAAUGCAUAUGAAGAUAAAAAUACGUUGUUUACAUCGCAACUGGAGGAAUUACAGCUGUUACGUGACAAUAUUGUUCCGCAGAUACAGGAUCUACAAAUAAAUAUCCCUAGUUCCUCAGAUGAAAAUGAACAAGAUCAUGUCAGCGCAUUAAACGCAUCUAUGCAGCUAUGCGUUGAUAAACAACAGCAAUUUGUUAAUACCAACUCGACAAAAUUAGCAUUUAUGAAAAGACAUUUAACGUUGGUCAAGUUUAUAGAGAAAGGAAAUGAGCUAUCUGGAUGGAUACGUCACGCGGAGUUGUCUCUAAUCAACUUCUCAGAGAUUGGAAGAAAUCCAAUUGAAGCAAAGUCUUUGCAAGAACAAUUCGAAGGAUUUAAGAAGACUAUUGAUUGUAUCGGUCAAAGUGUUGAGAACAUAUAUAAAGAAGGCACCAAAUUAAACGAGAGUGGGUUACAUAAUUUUGAAACCUGUAACAAUUGUAUCAAUAACAUCAUGGAAAGUUGGGAUUGCCUUAACCGUUUAUGCAACCUUCGGGAUGAGCUUCUUACCACAUCAGUACAAUUCCAUGAAGCUUCGGAAGAGAUAUUUCAAGUUUUAUCUAGUGCGGAAAGAGAUUUUUCUUCUGGCCGAGAUCCAUGUGAUAUUGCUAGUGAAUUUACAGGAGUUACUAAUAAAAGUGAAGCAAUUUAUGAAUUGAUCGCUAAACAUAACAAGGAAAGAGAUACCAUAAUUGCUGCCUGCGGCCUUGUUCGCGUUUAUUCUACCAACUUGCUAUCGUUAAUUCAAGCUAUAGAUACCUACGCCAACGAAGAGGCAAUAAAUGAAACUUCCAAAGACGAUAUUGUUACCAGUUCGUCAAGAGAACAUCCUCGUCUGAUCAUUGAACAGCUAAGACGUCGUGAGGGUUAUGUUCUUAACUUAUGGCGAUCACAUAUGAUUAGUUUAGAACACUGUAAAGAAUUUAUAAUUUUUGAUACUGAAGCUAAGAAAACUUUAAAUACUCUUCAUGAAUCAAAUAUUUUCCAUAUACCUAUGAAUUUAAAUUAUGAAAAAUUAACAGAAUCUGAAGCAAAACUUCAUUUAAAGUUAUUCCGAGAGAAUGAAGCAAGUUUAAAAGAAAUGUAUCGAACUAUUGAAAAUUUGCUCGAGGAUGGUGUAGAAUUAAUUGAAAAUAAACAUAAUCAUGCGGAUAAUGUUAAAGCUAUGAUGGAUUCGCUGGAAACGAACUAUUAUGAUUGCGAUUAUAACAUGAGCAAACAUCAGUUUCUCCUGGAAGCAAUUACUAAAGGUGAACCAACAACGGAAUAUCCUGAUAAACAUACUUAUCUCCAUAAAAUGUCUAGUAGAGCAAGUUUAUCUAGCCUUCGUUCUGAUUUGCAAAGAUCUGGAAGUCGAGGAUCUCUUAAGAGACAAUUAUCAGAAGAUGAUGAAAAGCAACGAAUUGAACGACGAAAGAAAUUUGUUAUUAACGAGUUGAUUACAACAGAGCAGACAUAUGUAAAAGAUUUAGAACAAGUUAUUAAUAUAUACAUGGAAGCCAUGCAUGGGCCCGACGUUCCAGCUGAAUUAUAUGGUAGAGAUGAGGUCAUCUUUGGAAAUAUUGAAGAAAUUUACAAUUUUCAUAAAAGCACAUUUUGUAAUGAACUUACUGCCUGUAUUGAUAGUCCCGAAAAUGUUGGUAAUUGCUUUAUUUCGCAUGCUGAACAUUUCGAAAUGUAUGUUGAUUAUUGUCGUAAUAAAUCAAGAUCCAACACAGUGGUUAUGGAAUAUGGCCAGACUUUCUUUGAUGAUGUACAACAGCGCUCUUGUUGUGAUGUUUCACUAUCAUCUUAUUUAAUAAAACCUGUUCAAAGAAUGACAAAAUAUCAAUUAUUAUUGAAAGAUCUGAUGGACUGUGUUGAUAGUGGGAAAGAGGAAAUUAAAGCAAGUGUGGAGGUGAUGUUGAGUGUUCCUAGGCGGGCGAAUGAUGCAAUGCAUGCUGGCCUUUUAACAGGCGUAGAUAGCGAUAUAGAAGGGCUAGGAAAAGUUAUUAUGCAAGAUGAGUGCUUAUUAAUGGAUUCAAAGAGUAUUCGACGAAAAGAAAAAGAACGUCAUCUAUUUCUAUUUGAGAAAGCUUUAGUGUUAAGCAAACAAGUAAAGGAUGGGGAUGGCAACGUUAAAAAUUACAUAUUUAAGAGUAGGAUCAUGGUCGCCGAUAUUGCAUCCGUAGGCAGAAUAGAAAACGAGCCUCUUAAGUUUGUUAUAAUUUCGAAAAGGGCUUCAGAUAGCAAAUUAAUUUUCAAAUCUUAUAGCGAAUCCGUAACUGAAGAAUGGAUCAAGCGCUUAAAGCCGCUAGUAUAUAUUGGGAUUGCUAAAUUACGUGGCAAUGUUAGUAUACAAUCAAGGCCAGGUAGUGGCUCAGAAGUAUUUGUAUCUCCAGAAGACUCGGAUGGCGAUUAUCCUCGCUUAAGUGGUAUUGGAUCUGAAAAAGAUUACUCAAGUGGAGAAGAAUUACUCUUAGGUAGUAUUGCUGAACCGCAAGAGAGAAAAACGAAAUGGAGAAAAAAAUCAACGAAAUCAAGAUUUUCACAACAACACUCAUCUGAUGAUUCUAUCCCGCGUUCUUAUGGACUGAAAAGAAGUAGCACUUUACCUGAAUUUAUUAAGGACCCGGACGUCGAUACAGAAUCAACAUCAUCAUCCUUUGAAAUCAAUCAAUAUUAUUACACCGAACCCAGUAAAGGCAAAUUCAAUCGGUCAAAUUCAACUAAAGCUAUACUGAGGAGUACCAAUAAGUUUGCUAAAUCAUUAAUCAAGAAAUCCAGUAGUAAUAAAAAUACUAAAGCGGGGAUAUCACCACCAUUCGAUGAAUCUGUUACUCAUCAAAAUCUGUUAAGAAAGCAUUCGGCUCCUGAAGUGGCAGGAUUCGUUAAAUUACCAUCUUCGCGUAGUCAAAAAGAUUUUGAUACCUUAGAAUCGGAAUUUUGGGCAGAGGAUAUGGAAAAAGUGCUUACUGAGUCUAAAAAGUUUUCAACGCCACCACAGAACGAUAUUCAGACUUCGCUUUUAACAUCAUCCUCUAACUAUUACGAAAGCUCAAUGGACUCCCAUGCUAUAGAGAACAAUUAUACUAAGCAAAUGAAAUCCGAUGUUCAAGCUGUACGAAAUCGUAGCUUAGAUAAAAACAUUCUGCCGAUAUCACCGGUUACAAUUAAAGCAGAAGGGUACUCGAAUGUUGAUGGUCAAAAAGGUAAAAGACUCCUACAGGAAGAAAUACAAAUCAUUCAAGAAUUAAUCAAAUGCGAAGAGUUGUAUGUUCGUGAUCUUGAAUAUAUGAUUAAUGGCUAUAUGACAUUAAUCGAAGAUGGUAAUAAUUAUGAUUGGCAAGUCCCUGAAACAUUAAAACAGAAUAAACAAUCAAUAUUUAGAAACAUUGAGAAAAUUCGAAACUGGCAUAAGAAUGUCUUCUGUAAAAGCUUGAAAUCUUGUUUGGAAAGACCGGAGAAACUAGGUUCUGUCUUUCUGAAAUUUGAUUCUCAGCGUUUAAAUUAUGUCGAAUACUGUUUCAAUAUACCAAAAUCGCAAAUAUUGGUCAAUGAAUAUAACGAUUUCUUUGAGAAAUGUGAAAAAAUGUUAAAUUUGCCAAGCUCUCUACAAGAUUAUGUUAUUCGACCCGUCGAGCAACUGCGUUUAUAUCAAUCAUGGCUAAACAGACUAUUGACUUAUGUCGGUGCAUCCUUGAAUGCUAUCGAUGUUAAGGCUGCAUUGCAUCUGGUUGAAUCGAUCAUAGUUCAAGUAGAAUAUAUGAGCGAAGUUGGAAAAUUGGAAGGUUACGAUGGCAAUAUUCUUAGAUUAGGAAAGUUACUACUACAUGAUUAUCUGACUGUUUACGAGGGAAAAGCCAUCAAGAAAGGAAAGGAACGCUAUGUAUUCUUAUUUGAGCAAGCUAUGAUAUUAGCUGAUACUAUUACUAAUAAGCGACGUAAAUCGGAAACCUUGAAAUAUAUUUAUAAAAAUCACAUUAAGAUGAAUCACGUCCGAUUAGAGGAACAAAAUACUGAAGAUUUAACAAGGUGGUCCAUGUGGGAAACUGGACUUAAUAAUAACAGAGAUGAUUGCUAUCAUUUUCAAGCGAGAUCAGUUAAUGUUAAGAAUACUUGGCUUGAUCGUAUACGUUUUAUCAUGGACAACCAGCGUAGCUUUGCUGAUGCUUUAUCGUCCCCAAUUGAUUACCAAAGUAAACAGAAAAGCUUAUCCAGUUCGUCCUUGCCAUCUUCGAUGGAAUGUUUUAUAGACGAUCCGUUGGAGUUAGGAAUUCGUAGAUCUCAUCACGCAUAUAGUUUGCAACGUAUGAAUGACCUAGACAAUGCCCGCAAACUAAGUAAAGAUAAGUUUAGAAGUCCUGGACUAAUUCAGAAAUUUUUCAGACUAUCACAGGCUACUCAGAGAUCAGGUAGUGAUCCAGUCCUUCCCCUGUCUACCGCGUUGCCAUCCCUCAAAAUAGAUCAUCCUGCAGAUGAUUUAUCACAAAAGAAGUCGGAUCCUACUAGUAGCUUUCCUCAUAUCGAUGCAUUAAUGCUUAACAAAGGCAAGCGCAAAAACAGCAUCCAUGGUUAUGAUAUGCCUGAUGUGCACACACCGCUAGUUGAUCAAGAAGUCUUAUCGUCUACGUCAGCAAUGUUUACAUGUGUCAUACAAGCUAUGGAUAGGCCUGCGAUAACCUGGUUUUUAAACGGCAAUCAACUAUUACAAUCCAACUACAAUAUUCAGAUUGAUUCAUAUAACAAUGAACAUCAGUUAAGAAUUCAGUCAGUUUCUCAAGGUGAUAUUGGCCAAUAUACUUGCCAUGCUAAAAACUUUUCUGGUGAAGUUUCAACUACGGCUCUGUUAAAGUUGAGAGAUGACAAUUAUGACAAUAUUAUAAAUUGGUCUUGGAAGGAAUACUUUUAUAAUAGUUAUAAUUUAUAUGAUGAAAUUGGAAAAGGGAAAUUUGCAGAUGUCAAACAUUGUACUCAUCGUGAGACGUUAAAAGAAUUUGCUGUUAAAAUAUAUCAAAAAGAUAUUAUUUCUAAAGCUGGAGUGCAGCGCGAGCUUGACAUAUGGCAACCAUUGCAACAUGCGAAGAUUUGCUCCUUCCAUGAAGUAUACGACUGUGAAGACAUUUAUAUGAUUGUGAUGGAAUAUUUACCAGGUGGCAGACUGUUUGAUUAUCUUUGCGAUAACGACUGCAUAAAUGAAUUACAAAUUCAGAAUUACAUGAAACAAAUUGGUGACGGUCUCCGAUUUCUGCAUCAAAUGAGUGUCGUUAAAGUUAACUUAAAGCCUGAAAAUAUUAUACUGGAAGGCUGUGAACAUAAGUUUAUCAAAUUGGUUGGCUUUAGUCAUGCUAUUUGUCUUGACGAUUGCCAUAUGAUCGAUUUCGAUGGUGAUGUGGAAUUUGCAGCACCUGAAGUUAUUUCUCAAUCAGGAAUUUCUUCUAUGAGUGAUAUGUGCUUAACUGGCUUAUCGCCAUUCUACAAGAAGAAGAAGAAGGAUACAUGCAAAAUGAUUGUCAGUGGAUCUUAUGACUCGACUUUCCUCAAAGAUAUGUCAGAUGAUUGUCGAAAUUUUAUUAAGCAUUGCUUAGCCAUCGAUCCUUGGUAA